Messenger RNA from Drosophila persimilis, 2219 nucleotides. RefSeq names its product phosphate-regulating neutral endopeptidase. Gene Ontology annotation, molecular function: metalloendopeptidase activity. Gene Ontology annotation, biological process: protein processing. NCBI's taxonomy places the organism in Eukaryota, Metazoa, Arthropoda, Insecta, Diptera, Drosophilidae. The record is from RefSeq and is a predicted model, not a curated record. The transcript has a single exon. Bases 45 to 2117 code for a protein of 690 amino acids. Gene Ontology annotation, cellular component: plasma membrane.
UUCGGAGCACACACAGAACAGCAGACAGACUCUCUGAAGAUCGAAUGGAAUACUCUGGAAUGAGGCUGAUGGUGCCUUUGCUGCUGCUGGCAGCCUUCUCUGUGGCUGGGGCUGCAGUGACGCAUCCUUUUGCCACCAACUACACGAAUGACAUCCUGCGCCUGGCCAAGGCGGCCCACAUCAAGGCCUACAUGGGCGAAGAUCCGGACAGGGCGUGCGAUAACUUUUACGACUUUGCCUGCGGCAAUUGGCCGCGUCUGCAUCCGGCCAGGAUCCACAACCACAAGACCAACUAUCUGGAGGAGCUGCAGGAGCUGUACAUCCGCAAGAGCGCCGAUAUGCUCAAGAGUUCGGCGCGCAGUGCCGACAGCAGUGCCGAUCGCAUCCUCAAGAACUUCUUCAACUCGUGCUGCCUGCAGGCGAACGACACACGGUCCGCCCUGACGGCCGUCCUGCUCGAGGCGACGGACUUCCGCGGCGGCUGGCCCGAGAUUCGAGUGCCCUCGUGGUACCAGUACGAGUACGACUGGCUGAAGGUGGUGGCCACCCUGAAGCGGCAGCUGGGCGUGGACAUAUUCAUCGGCCUGGACGUGAUAGUCGACUACAAGGAGGAGCAUAUGCAUCGCAUCAAGCUGGGUGCCCCCGCAUUGCCGCUGGGGCAGCGUCGCCACUAUCUGGACGGGCGCUACCAGGGCACACGGGAUCUCUACAGACGUUCGAUACAGCAAAAACUGAUGCUCUACUUUCCCGAACAGUCCAAGCAAUGGCUGAAGGAGGUCUCGGAGCAGGUGCUCGGCAUUGAGGAGCAGCUGGCCCAGGGCUUGCCCCACAAUGCGGCGCUCACGCUCGAGCAGACGACGCGCCAGCGUACGGCGGCCGACAUGAAGUCCGCCUACGGUAGCUAUGUGGACAUAAGCCGCUACCUGCAGCUGAUCUUCAGCGACACUCUGUACGUGGACAUCUACGAGACGCCCGAGGACUAUCUGUCCAAUCUGGUGGACGUGAUCCGCGGCACGCCCAAGCUGCAUCUGGCCAACUACACGAUCUGGCGGACACUAGACUUUUUGGAUGCGGCAAGGAUACCGCAAUCCGUGCAGCCCGAUAUCUGGUGCAUCAAGCUCACGCAGCGUCACUUCCCCCAGCAGCUGGAGAGCCUGUUCCACCGGAACUACAACAACAUGCAGAUGAUCAACGAACUGCAGUCGACGUGGACGGACAUCAAGCGGGUCUUUCGCGAGGAUCUGCAGGCUUCGGAGAGGCUGCACUGGCUCUCGCAGGAGACGCGCCAGAAGGCCAUCUCGAAGCUGGAGUCGCUGCAGCUGCAGUUUCGAUCGCACGACGAUCAACAGCUGAUCCGCAAGCUGCACGGCCUCCAGCUGCAGGCCAAACAGUUCUACCCGAAUCUCCUGGCCGUGCUGCAGUGGGAGACACAGCGGCGGCUGGCCAAACUGAUGCAGGAUCCUGUGGCGGAGGAUCGGGUGCUGCACAAGCUGCCGCACUACGAACUGAAGAGCAACAAGAUCCAGGUGCCCAUCACCUUUCUGCAGGCACGCUUCUUCUGGGAUCCGGCCUAUCCGAAUGCCCUGAAGUACGGCACACUGGGCGUGCUCCUGGCCCGCCAAAUGCUGCACGGUUUCGACGGUGAGGGCCGGCGUUACGACGCCCAUGGCUAUCAGAACAACUGGUGGGAUUACACGUCGGAGAGCUCGUAUGCGCGUCGGAGUCAGUGCUUCCAGGAGCAGUACGCCAUCUUUGUGCAGUACCGGGAGAAACCGGUGCAGGAUAAGCAGCUGCUGCGUCGCAUUGUGGCCGACAAUGGGGCCUUGGACAUUGCCUAUCGGGCGUACACCAAGUGGCUAAAGAACUCCGCGGAGACCAUGGCCAGCUAUCAGCGGGAGCGUCUCCCCCUGCUGGACUACUCGAACCUGCAGCUGUUUUACCUGGCCUAUGCGCAGCUCUACUGCUCGGACUAUCCGGAUACCCUGGAGCGGUACGAGGAGCUGCCCGAACAGCUGCGCAUCAAUGCGGCUCUGUCCAACUCGCAGCAGUUCACGAAUGCCUACAGCUGCCCCAGCGGUUCCGCGCUGAAUGCUCGCUUCAAGUGUACCCUUUACUAGGAGGGUAAAUCGAUCUAUCGAUUCCAUUUCCAUUUCCAUUUAUGUAUUUUACACAAGAGUUUUUGUUGUUCUAUAAGUAAAGCACUUGCUGCUGCCCCUUUA